AUGAGUUCUAUCGGUGUCGUGGUGUUCCGCAACUCGCCACUCGGCAAAGUGCAGGUGCUUCAAGAAUCCGUGAAUAAUUCUGUGAACAUAACCAAUAAUGAUGGCAAUCAAAACACUCCUCGUGAAAUUAUAAUUGUGAGAAAAAAGCAGAAGCUACAACCUUCUCCAACAACAGUGUCAGUGACUUCGUUAGUUAGAGCUGCCGAGCCUCUCUCAUCUAAUGUUAUUUCCAAGAAAACUCGGCUUCGAGAAAAUAGUACAGAAGAAGCAGUGCGGGCUCCAACUCCGCUCGCGGUUGCUCGAAGAAAUGCGCGCGAAAGAAAUAGAGUGCGUCAAGUAAAUGAUGGAUUCGCAGCACUCCGCAGACAUAUACCAGACGAAGUAGCUGCUGUUUUCGAAAACGCUAAUUCAAACAGGGGCCCUAACAAAAAGCUAAGCAAAGUAGAGACUUUGCGCAUGGCUGUGGAAUACAUCAGAAAUUUAGAAAAUUUGUUGAAUAUUGGUCAUGCUGAUAAAGAAAAUACUUCACGUCCUACGAUGGAAUCAUUUCCUUCUCCAGCUUCUUCUUCGCCAAGAGGAAACAGCCAAGAAAGGAGCUAUUUUUCAUUGAAUUCUCCCGCAGUUGAAGAUGAUGACAUGGAAGAAGAUGAACUAGACGGAUCUCUUCAUCUUCCUCAUCAGCGGUAUGUAGAAAUACAAGCCACAGAAUCGUUCCAGUUGGUAGCUACUCCACAUUUAUAUGACGAAGAAGAACACGGUACACAGCCUUUAACACCAUCUCCGGAUCUUCUAGGACAUGACGAAGUUAAUUCCCAUUUACUGGAUGGCCAUUUUACAUUUCCAAGUUCAGCCGAACAGUUUACAGUAAUUCCAGAUCGCAAUUACCUGAGUGAAAACGACGUACUAGUGAAUGAGAGUGAUUUUGAAGUUAAAUAUUCUGAAACAAUUAACCAACAAUUGCAUCACAGUUUCAAUGAGGAGGCAAGUCUUCCAUUGGUUACUAUUGAUUCUGACCUUAUAGGAGUGCAUAAUGACUAUAAAUUCAAAGACGAAGACAAUACAUUUGUUCAAACCCAAUAUACUGAUGAUUUAGAACUAAAAAAAGAGUUACCUGAUAUUCAGGUCACACCUGAAGAUCGUGAAGAGUUUGAAGAAACCUUAAAAUGGUGGCAAGAGAAAACUAGACGAGCCCGUCCUUUAACUAACAUCAAUAAAUAA
This is a messenger RNA of Arctia plantaginis, 1218 nucleotides long. The record is from the annotation of a GenBank genome assembly. Lineage: Eukaryota; Metazoa; Arthropoda; Insecta; Lepidoptera; Erebidae.